This is a messenger RNA of Pochonia chlamydosporia 170, 1767 nucleotides long. Its product is annotated as nuclear distribution protein nudE. Bases 1 to 1767 code for a protein of 588 amino acids. Gene Ontology annotation, biological process: mitotic centrosome separation; chromosome segregation; establishment of mitotic spindle orientation. Gene Ontology annotation, molecular function: microtubule binding. Gene Ontology annotation, cellular component: kinesin complex; kinetochore; centrosome. The record is from RefSeq and is a predicted model, not a curated record. Lineage: Eukaryota; Fungi; Ascomycota; Sordariomycetes; Hypocreales; Clavicipitaceae. The transcript is spliced from 2 exons.
AUGGCCGAGCCCCCUUCGUCGCCUCCUAGUGAGGCAACCACGGCUGAGGAUGCCCUCUCCUGGUACAAAUCGCAGUACGAGAUGCUGGAGUCGGAGCUGGCAGAGUUUCGGGAGUCAAGUCGCGAACUCGAGCAGGAGCUGGAGAAGGAUAUUGAGCGGGCGGAGAAACAGGAGCGAGCUCUCCAGGAGAAGGUUGAAACACUGGGAUUUGAAGUAGAAGAAUGGAAGAGGAAAUACAAGGAAUCCAAGACGGAGGCUAGUGCCGCGCAAAACUCUCUCGAAAAGGAGAUCACCACACUUCGAGAUUCAAACCGAUCGCUGCAGCUGAAGCUGAGAGAUGUCGAGGUGGCCAACGAUGAUUUCGAGCGCCAGGCUCGCAACACCACAUCGUCUUUGGAAGACAUGGAGUCUAAGUACAACCAAGCCAUUGAGCGAGGGGUCAUGAUGGAGGAAGAGAUCAAGUCUGGCGAACAGGAACGAGAACAGCUGCGAAUCGAUUCGCAGCGACUGAGGGAAGAGCUCGCUGAGCUCAAGAUUGAGGCAGAGCUGAUGCAAGACAAGAUCAAGAAGCAAGAGUCGCGGCACCUGUCCACCAUCUCGACCGACCUCUCUGUCAUGGGAUCGCCCACCUUCGACAAAAAUAUUGAGGCUUCCCCCAACUCGACUGCCAGUUCACCACUUAUCACUACACCACCCGAAACCAAAUCCCUCGCCAGCGACUCGCUUUCUGAGGUACACGAUCCGCCUUCACCUCCCAUGUCUGAUGCGUCUGCACCCAUGGCCAGCGCAACCCCGGCUAGCAAGCUUGGCGGUACUAUUCCUCGCAAAUCGCGGUUGCCAUCUCUGGACCACAGUGCUACACCCAAGCCACGUGUGAAGUCUGCGGCAGCGCGGCAAGGUAGUCGCAUCUCGGGGGGUGCCUCAAGUUUGCGAACGCCGGCUCCAAGGUCCACGACAAACUCCAGCCUGUCGAGGCAUAAGAUUCCUGCAUCCAAUUCACUCACGCAUAUUCGAACACUUACAGCUCAGAUGCAGCGUCUUGAAGCUCGAGUACAAUCGGCCAGAUCCAAGUUGCCAGCGCCGACACACACACCACCACGUGCAUCCCCUAGGUCGAUGGCCAAUGGUCCCAGCGUUCCGUCAACGGUUACUAUCCGGUCUCGGAAGCGAACUACAGGCUCAUCGGCUUCUUCUCUUGCGGGAGACGAGACUACACCAACAAACUUUCGGUCAUCGACGUCAUCACGGCCUAGCCACGUGCCACGACUUAGUACGUCGGGAGUGAGCAGGUUGUCAUUUGGACCUCUACCUAACCGGGCGCCGGAAUCCGAUGCCAGCCACAGCCGUCCCAGCUCUCGUGCUAGCAUAUCCUCCUACGCCAGACCAUCAUCACGAACCGACAUGGUACCACCCCCGCGUCCCAUGUCUCGAUCAUCCAUAUCUGGAGCGAGAACGCCUCUUGGUCGCCCAAGAUCAUCUCUGAGUGGGUCAAUGCACGGACACUCUCAAAGUAUGAGCCGAAUAGAGAUGGAAGAAGACUACGAAGGCGAGUUCCGCACGCCCAGUCGGCGCGGCACGUACUCCAAGCUGGAGAUGGAGGGGGCUGUCAGUGGGAUCCCAGUCCCUGGCAGCGCCAUCCCUACGCCGGGCACCAGACGACAAAGCGGCAGCGGUCCCAGCGGUAGACGGACGAGCACAGGCAUUGGCACUGUACGACCUGGCACAUCUGGUGGAAGAAAACUGAGCGACCUGGGCGAGACGUACUAA